UUUCUAUAUAUUCCCCAAGCUCAUCUCUCAACUCCUCUUCUCUCUCUCUUUAUUAUAAUCUAUCUCCUCUCUAUCUCCCCAUAUCUAUCCGAUUUCUUUUUAUCUGCAACAUUUAAUUCGAAUUCUAUAUAUACAAUUGCUAUUCUCUGCACGAUAUCUCAGAAUUGUUAAGAUGGAUUUCUCGAAUAACUCGGAGUGGGAUAUUAAUUCGUGGAUUGCUCACACUUUGAAUCACAGCAGUACUGGGGUGGUGACUAAGCCUGUGCAGACCGAUCAGACGACGUCGUCGGUGAAGAGCCCGAGUGUGUCCGGGUCGGACCCGGAUAGCGGUGUGGCGAGGCGCCGGAAUGGGGUGGCGAAUGGGAAGAUAACGAAGCGGAGGUCACGCGCGUCGAAGCGCAACACGACGACGUUUAUAACAGCUGACCCGGCGAAUUUCAGGCGGAUGGUCCAGCAGGUGACCGGGCUUUCUGUCGGCAACGGGCAGGUGCCGGUGGCUCCGCUCCUCAAACCGGAACCGCAGCGGUUGGUUAAUAGGGUUCAGGGGGGCUGGCCCACGCUUGACUCCUCGUCUUUUAUGGCUGGUUAUCAGUAUCAGCCUCAGCCAGUUGUGGGUCCUACAUACGCGGGGCCUCUGGGUGGUUAUGCUCCGGCGACGGCGGUGGACGGCGGCGGUGGAGGUGGAGGUUUCGGUUUGGAGUCCAUCUCCAGCUUUCCGACGCUGGAGUCGUGAAGAAGUAUGUGAUUAUGUCAGCAAGAUAAAUAUAUCUAGAUGCAGUACAGUAGUAUAUUAUAUUAGAAAGUAGUAAGUAAUUAUAGGACUUAUUAUAUGACUUAUGUAAUGUUUAAUAUAGGAAGUUGUAUGAUGUAUGCUUAAGGUAACGUUGCUUAGGAGUAUUAUGUGUAAUGUUGGUGUUGGUUAAUGUUUGUUCAUAUUUGGUUGGGGAAGUUGUGUCUGGUCUAUUGCAGACUAACAAUAUGUACUGUACUUGAUUAAGAAUCUCUUUGUGUUGUUUAAA
Messenger RNA from Daucus carota subsp. sativus, 1019 nucleotides. Its product is annotated as calmodulin-binding protein 25. The coding region runs from base 173 to 733 and encodes 186 amino acids. Gene Ontology annotation, biological process: response to osmotic stress. The transcript has a single exon. The record is from RefSeq and is a predicted model, not a curated record. NCBI's taxonomy places the organism in Eukaryota, Viridiplantae, Streptophyta, Magnoliopsida, Apiales, Apiaceae. Gene Ontology annotation, cellular component: nucleus. Gene Ontology annotation, molecular function: calmodulin binding.